CAGGACCAGUCUGGCUGCACCUGCAUCCUUCGCUCAGAGCAUCCCUGGAGCAUCUUAGGAGGCGGCCGCAGCUGGCAACCAGGGGCCCGACCGUCGCAGGAGGCGUCCGCCAGACACCUUCCCCCUCCCCUGAGCUAGCGCUCUACAGCGGCGGCCUCGGUGCUGACCGGGCGCCCCCAGACUUGUCCGACCCUUGAAAAAGCGUUUAUAGCAAUAGCCUCUGGUUACGACAUGGCUGAGAUCACCAAUAUCCGACCUAGCUUUGAUGUGUCCCCAGUGGUGGCUGGCCUCGUCGGGGCAUCUGUGCUGGUAGUGUGUGUCUCGGUGACCGUCUUUGUGUGGACAUGCUGCCGCCAGCGUGCAGAGAAGCAGCACAAGACCCCACCAUACAAGUUUAUCCACAUGCUCAAAGGCAUUAGCAUAUAUCCAGAGACCCUCAGCAACAAGAAGAAAAUCGUCAAAGUGCGGAGAGACAGAGGUGGCCCUGGGAGGGAAGGAGGGCGUGGGAAUGUGCUGGUGGAUGCGGCAGAGGCUGGCCUGCUGGGCCCCGACAAAGGGCCCAAGGGACCCAGCUCUGGCUCCUGUAUAGACCAGUUACCCAUCAAGGUGGACUAUGGGGAAGAACUGAGGAGCCCCGUCGCGAGCCUGACCCCCGGGGAGAGCAAAAGCACAUCUCCGUCAUCUCCAGAGGAGGAUGUCAUGCUAGGAACCCUCACCUUCUCCGUGGACUAUAACUUCCCGAAAAAAGCCCUAGUGGUGACGAUCCAGGAGGCCCACGGGCUGCCGGUGAUGGACGAGCAGACCCAGGGUUCUGACCCCUACAUCAAAAUGACCAUCCUUCCCGACAAGCGGCAUCGGGUGAAGACCAGAGUGCUGCGGAAGACGCUGGACCCCGUGUUUGACGAGACCUUCACCUUCUACGGCGUCCCAUACAGCCAGCUGCAGGACCUGGUGCUGCACUUCCUUGUGCUCAGCUUCGACCGCUUCUCCCGGGACGACGUCAUUGGGGAGGUCAUGGUGCCGCUGGCCGGCGUGGACCCCAGCACGGGCAAGGCGCAGCUGACCAGGGACAUCACCAAAAGGAACAUCCAGAAGUGCAUUAGCAGAGGGGAGCUCCAGGUGUCUCUGUCCUACCAGCCCGUGGCACAGAGGCUGACCGUGGUGGUCCUCAAAGCCCGACACCUGCCGAAAAUGGACAUCACCGGUCUCUCAGGUAAUCCUUAUGUCAAGGUGAACGUCUACUAUGGCAGAAAGCGCAUUGCCAAGAAGAAAACCCACGUGAAGAAGUGCACUUUGAACCCAGUCUUCAACGAGUCUUUCGUCUACGACAUCCCCCCUGACCUCCUGCCCGACGUCAGCAUUGAGUUCCUGGUCAUCGACUUCGACCGCACCACCAAGAACGAGGCGGUGGGGAGGCUGAUCCUGGGGGCACACAGCGUCACCAGCGGCGGUGCCGAGCACUGGAGGGAGGUCUGCGAGAGCCCCCGCAAGUCCGUGGCCAAGUGGCACAGUCUGAGCGAGUACUAGUCCCCCGGUGGGGACAGAGAUGCCAGACAGGAGCAGACUUGGAACCUCCUUUUAGUUGUAGAAGAUUUCUU
Neomonachus schauinslandi (Hawaiian monk seal) is the source of this 1598-nucleotide messenger RNA. It is a transcript of the gene SYT11, whose product is annotated as synaptotagmin 11. The record is from RefSeq and is a predicted model, not a curated record. The transcript has 4 exons. Gene Ontology annotation, cellular component: axon; membrane; synapse. Lineage: Eukaryota; Metazoa; Chordata; Mammalia; Carnivora; Phocidae. Bases 232 to 1527 code for a protein of 431 amino acids. Gene Ontology annotation, molecular function: phosphatidylserine binding; clathrin binding; calcium-dependent phospholipid binding. Gene Ontology annotation, biological process: vesicle fusion; cellular response to calcium ion; calcium-ion regulated exocytosis.